Molecule: messenger RNA, 2878 nt
Organism: Syngnathus acus (greater pipefish)
Lineage: Eukaryota; Metazoa; Chordata; Actinopteri; Syngnathiformes; Syngnathidae
Gene: mylk4b
Product: myosin light chain kinase family, member 4b
Exons: 14
Coding region: 648-2531 (627 amino acids)
Biological process (GO): protein phosphorylation; positive regulation of apoptotic process; intracellular signal transduction
Cellular component (GO): cytoplasm; nucleus
Molecular function (GO): ATP binding; protein serine/threonine kinase activity
Source: RefSeq, a predicted model, not a curated record
CAAGAGCCUCUCUAGAUUUUGUUGCUAUUCUAGGAGCAGGCCCUUGGCGAGUCCCAAAGUGAGAUUAGAGCAGCGGCGGUGUGGUUACGAGAGCUGAGAUCGAACAAUGCUGCCUUCUGAAAAAGCCAAACAAAGCAAAAGCAAAGCGUCUGCUGCUUUUCAGUCUCGAGUUGGCCGAGGUCCUAACUGGCCGGUGGGUUGGCCGGCUGGCUGUCAUCUCUCGUGUUUCGGAGACACUCGGCGCUGCUGUGGCAUAGUGCGCGCUCCUUCAUAACAAGACGUGUUCCCUGCAACACUUCCUCUCAGACGCCCCCCCCCCCAAUCCGUGCUUAUCCCAGGACAUCUGCGGCUCCCGCAGAAGUGCCAUUAGCAGCUCGACUUUGGGAUCGAGCUCUCCUCUCGGAUCCAACGAAGCUCUCACCGGAACAAACACCUCGAUCUUGAAUCACUGUGAACGAUUGGGAACUCGUUUCAGAGCUCGACAGGGAUCCUGGGGAGAGAUCCUCUACCACGUCCAUGAGAAGCAUGGGAGGAAAGGAAAAGAAGAUCGUGGUGAUCGCCAAUGUUCCCGGCUAUGAAGGGUCAUGCCGCUCCCCACCGGUGGAAUGAAUCAAAGCGCUGUCCACAUUUUGGUCUAAUCCUUUGACAUGGUGGCACUAUUUGACAUAUCUAAGUCAACUCCAGUUAAAAAUCAUGCAAAUUAUGAUUCUAUCUCAUUAGCACACUUAAAAUGUAGGUUGCUAAACACGUGUUGUUGUUGCAGGCCAGACAGGAAGCUUCCUUGUCAUGAGCCCGCUGGAAUGAAGAACGGCAAAGUGCCAACGUCAGCGGUACCACCGCCUAUCCCCAUGUCGCCCAUUGUGGAGAAGAUGGAAGGACUGAAGGCCAUCCGCAACCGCAGCAACAGCCUUCGUUUUGGCCGCCUGGCCUUCUACCGACACCUGGAGAAGGUGGGCACCAUGCGCUGCUUCUGGGAACUCAAACACAUGGAACUGCAGGGAAAGGACGACAAAGAGAAAGGCAAAGUCAACCUCAAAGGUCAGAAGAAGAGGAGGUCCCUGGAAACUUCAGAGUCAUCGGCUGCGCCAGUGCUUCCUGAGCAGGUGGCGAAACUCAACCAAAAGAACUUUGACCAUUAUCACGGCAGCAAUGAGGCAGAGGACGGCGCAAGUGGAAGACUCGUUGAGUCGAUUGCCAGUGAAUCUGAUAAAGAGAGCGAGGAUGUCUUCGAAGACUCGGGCUCUGAGGAAGACGCGGAAGCAGAGAUUGCAUCGUUGGGUCUCGGUCCAGAGGCGAGCGCCGAUGAGCGAGAUGAAGGCAAUCGGAGAACAUUGCAAGCGGACCUUUCUUGUGACACCGGCAAGACUUCCACCGUGAAGCAAGACGGCUCCGACGACGUCGGUGAUGCGGCCGCCUGCAGCAAACGUCGCGUCACUGAAGAAGAAGUGGCCAAAGACGACCCGAAGAAGAGUCGGGUGGAAGGCGGGAAAGAUGAAAAGGCCGACGGAGUUGCAGCCGAGACGGACAAGUCACAACGCAGCCACUCGGAUGCGGAGAGCAACAGCAAGCAGCUGUCAGACGCGACAGAGGAAUUCUUCAUAGACUCUAGCCCACCGCCGGCGGCACCUUUCGAUCAUCGCAUUGUGACUCCCAAACCUCACCAAAUCGCCACCUACUACUCCAUCAACAGAGACGAGGUCCUGGGAGGGGGGCGCUUUGGCCAGGUCCACAAGUGUGUGGAGACCUCGUCUGGCCUCACAUUGGCUGCCAAGAUCAUCAAGGCCAGGAGCCAAAAGGAAAAGGAUGUGGUGAGGAACGAGAUCCAGGUGAUGAACCAGCUCAACCACUGCAACCUCAUCCAGCUCUACGCGGCCUUCGAGUCUCGUCAUGACAUCAUCCUGGUCAUGGAGUACGUCGAGGGCGGAGAGCUGUUUGACCGCAUCAUCGACGAGGAAUGUAACCUUAGCGAGUUUGACACGGUGCUCUUCAUACGGCAAAUUUGCGAGGGGCUGCAGUACAUGCACAGAAUGUACAUCCUCCAUCUUGACCUCAAGCCAGAGAACAUUCUUUGUGUCAGCAGAGCGACAAACAAGAUCAAAAUCAUAGAUUUUGGCCUAGCCCGGAGAUAUAAACCUCGAGAGAAGCUGAAGGUCAACUUUGGAACGCCUGAAUUUUUGGCACCUGAAGUCAUCAACUACGAGUUUGUUUCCUUCCCCACCGACAUGUGGAGCCUCGGGGUCAUCAUGUAUAUGCUACUCAGCGGCUUGUCUCCUUUCCUCGGGGAUGACGAUAACGAGACGCUAAACAACAUCCUGGCCUGUCAGUGGAACUUUGAGGAAGAAGAGUUCACAGAUGUUUCUGAAGAGGCCAAAGACUUCAUCACACGCUUGCUGGUGAAGAGCAAAAGCUGGAGAAUGAGCGCCACAGAAGCUCUCAGGCACGCCUGGCUGGCAGACCAAAGUCUGCACUACAAGUUACAUCUGAAGAAAAGCAAGUGUGGUUCCACACGACCGCCCUCUCCAACGUGCUAAACGGGAAAGGCACCAAGCACGCCUUCCUUUUCAACAAUGCGGGGCCCCGGCGCCCCUCACCGGACCAAUGCCGCUCUCUCUACCUGGACGGCGACUCACCACCGAGCGGGCUUGCUCGGUGCAGCUGCGCUUUGCUUUCCUCUGGAGUCGACAAAUGGGGCAGUCUUAUCUUCGGGGAUACAAAUUGCAGACUGUCUCGUAGAAUGUCACAGCCAAAAGUGAGCUCUGACAUCACUAUCAACGUGACUCUGCAAAUUUGUGACUCGGCAGCGCAAAACAAAUUGCUUGGCUCAAAUUGAAAAUAUAAUGGGAAACAGGAACAGUUGCUGAAUUUUGGGACUUGGGGU